GGCUAAGCUCCUCUGCAUUCAGCUGCUUCUUUCUGCUCGCUCACAACGAACUGAAGUACUUGGUGGAACUGGGAGCUCAUGGCAGAUGAUCUACCUGAAGGAUCCCUGCAGACAGGAAGAUUGCCAUCCCUGGCCUCCCUCCUUCUUGCCACACUUGAUAAUCCUGGAGACCCCAAUUUACGACUGUACCACCCUCCAGGCCUUGGCGAUUGGCAGCGGGGCCCGGACGGGUUACUACGGACCCGUCCCGGCACCGCCGGCAACCACUGACGCCGGACACGAUGACGGAGCCUCAGCCCCGACGGCAGCACAUGAGGACCCGCCCCCUGGUGCCCGCCUUCGCCUCUUCAACCAAUGAGCGCUUCCCUUUCCCUUCUCCGCCCCACCCCCGCGCCCCACCCUCUCUCCCCAUUGGUUGAUCCUCCCGGCUCAUUAUGCGGCAGAGCGCGGGUUAUGAUAGGUGGAAAGCGCUGCUCGUCGGCCGGCCCCUUGCUUCCCGCUCUCCUCCUCCUCCGCCACCGCCUCAGCCUUUGCCUGAGCUGCUGCCGGCGGCGGGAGAGAGCGGGAUGGGGCCAUGCUGAGAGAGAGGCUCCGGUAGUAGUGCCCAUGAGAAGCCCAGUGCAGCUGAACCGAGCCGGGUCAGCUCCCGCCAUGCAUCCUGCUGCGCCCACGGGCACAUGGGGCAGCGCUUGAAUCGCUGCCUCGAUGUCCCCGUCGCGUUGCCGCCGCUGAGGCGGAGGCUUCUGCUGCUCUUCAUCAUGCUCUUCCUCUGGCUCUAUAUGUUCUACUCCUGCGCUGGCUCUUGCGCCGGGCUGGCCACCCGCGCUUCUCCCGCACCUCCCCGCUUUGCCCCGCCGCUUCCUCACCUCCUCCAGCCGGCUGCGGGAGAGCCGGGUGAGGAGAGCAGCCUGGAGGAGCAACGGGCAGCGCCCGACGCCGCCAGCCCCAUCUCCACCUUCUUCAACGGCUCCGGCACCAAGCGGCUGCCUCAGGCUAUCAUCAUCGGCGUGAAGAAAGGGGGGACACGGGCGUUGCUGGAGUUCCUGCGGGUGCACCCCGACGUCCGCGCCGUCGGUGCCGAGCCCCACUUCUUCGACCGCAACUACGAGCGGGGACUCGCCUGGUACAGAGACCUCAUGCCCAGGACCCUGGAGGGGCAGAUCACCAUGGAGAAGACCCCCAGCUACUUCGUCACCAAGGAGGCCCCCGCCCGCAUCUCCUCCAUGUCCAGGGGCACGAAGCUGAUCGUGGUGGUGCGGGACCCUGUGACCAGAGCCAUCUCGGACUACACGCAGACGCUCUCCAAGAAGCCUGACAUCCCCACCUUUGAGAGCCUGACCUUCAAAAACAGGACUACAGGCCUGAUCGACACCUCCUGGAGCGCCAUCCAGAUCGGCAUCUACGCCAAGCACCUGGAGAAUUGGCUGCUCUACUUCCCCAUCGGGCAGAUCCUCUUUGUCAGCGGGGAGAGGCUGAUCAGCGACCCCGCGGGGGAGCUGGGCAGGGUCCAGGACUUUCUGGGCCUCAAGAGGAUCAUCACUGACAAACACUUCUACUUCAACAAGACCAAGGGGUUCCCGUGCCUGAAGAAGGCGGAAGGCAGCAGCAAACCUCACUGCCUGGGCAAGACGAAAGGCAGGACCCACCCUGACAUAGACCAGGAGGUGGUGCAGAGGCUGCGAGACUUCUACCGCCCCUUCAACAUGAAGUUCUACCAGAUGACAGGGCAGGACUUUGGCUGGGACUGAGGCUGGUGUGGGAGAAAAAGCCCCUGCCCAGCAGGGUUUGCAUAUCUAAAGAGGUCUAUAUCUAUGUAAAAUGUACAGAAAUCUAUUUUAUAAUAAUUUAUUUUUAAUUCCUAAGCAAUUAAUUCACUAAGCUGCCUAACCACACUGGCUAGCACGGUAGCCUGUAACCCUCUUUAACAUUCCACACUCUUUUUUAAUUCUAACCCUUUUUUUGCUGGGUUUUUGGUUUUGCCUUUCUGUUGGGGGUUGCUGGUUUGGGGUUGGCUUGUUUGUUUGGGGGGUUGUUUUGCCUUAUAUUUGGGUUUUUGUUUCCCUCUCCCCUCUUUUAAUGUUUGGUUUGGUUGGUGACAAACAGGUGCUUCCAUUUCUCCUAAGCGAAGUUUGUGUUUCCAAGAAGCCCAGCAAAGCAAGGGUGGCAGAGGAGGGGUGGGGAGGGAGGAAGGGAGGGAGGGGAAAGCAGACAUUUAUUUUUGUUACGGGUAUCUGGCCUUUUUAUAAACUUUGCUUUCCCUACCCCAGUGUCCCAGUCUCUGCUCCACAUCUUGUGCUGCCUUGGCCCAUGGCUUUGCCACUUGGUCCCACAGCCCCACGUUGAGGGUUUCUCUGGGGUGGGUAAGAGGAGGUUGGGCGUCUGGGGAACGAGAGGAAAUAUAAGGAAAAACUGUUGCACUGUGAAGGUGACAGAGCCCUGGAACAGGCUGCCCAGAGAGGCUGUGAGUCUCCUCUGGAGAUGUUCAAAACCCACCUGUCUGCGUUCCUGCGUGACCUCCUCUAGGUGAUCCUGCUCUGGCAGCAGGGUUGGACUUGGUGAUCUUUCAAGGUUCCUUCCAACCCCUAACAUUCUGUGAUUCUGUGAUGUCCCUGCCACCCACGUAACUCUGCUGAGCAGCAGUUGUGACACAGGGACCCUCAAAGCCAUCCAGCUCCUGCUCCAGGAUCUGCUGGGAGGGUAAUGCCCUCCUGCUCCAGGAUCUGCUGGGAGGGUAAUGCCCUCCUGCUCCAGGAUCUGCUGGGAGGGUAAUGCCCUCCUGCUCCAGGAUCUGCUGGGAGGGUAAUGUGCUCCUGCUCCAGGAUUUGCAGGGAGGGUAAUGUGUUCCUGCUCCAGGAUCUGUGAGGAGGGUAAUGUGCUCCUGCUCCAGGAUCUGUGAGGAGGGUAAUUGUGUGUGCUUAAGGAGAUGCUGUAGAUAAUGCCAGGAAGGGGCUACUUAGCAAACCUGUUGUGAGCAGGAUGCACAUCUCUCCUUGGGGUUACCUCCAGGCACAUCCUCCUACAAACAGGGCAAGUUUGGCACAUCCUCUGCUGCUUGCCCUGAGCCAUUCCUAGCAAGGAAGCAAUGCUUGUGACCAGCAGUCCCACUUCCAGAGGUCCCAGAGUGUGGGGCCCGCAGGGCUGGACAUACACACAGCCUCUGUCCUGCAAAGUGCAGCUGCAGACUGCAGUGCUGCUCAGAAUCUAUGCAUGUUUGGAGUCUUUGGCUUUAGCUCCAGCCAGGUCCCUGCCCCGUUUGCUGCUGCCAGCACAGAUGAUGAGUGCAGGACUGCGUCUGCUUUGUCACAAACUCUGCUGUGGUGUGUGGGGUGGGGAGGAAGAAGAAAAUGCUUCCGGGUGAAAGAGUGAUUUUUGGUUCUCAGGACCUCAGUCUUCCUACAAACUGGCUUAUGCAAUGCAUGGGAAGAAGCUCACCCUUUCCCUUUGGCCUUUGGGUAAGCUCCCAGCUCUGGCUGUGCCACUUCCCCAAUGAGUUUUUUGCUAACUGAGCCCUUUUACCACGUGCCCAGAGCCUUCAGGAUCCCCUUGCUUUGCUGUGGCUUCCUUCCCACGGGAUUGCCUCCAGAGCAUAUGUGCCUGCCUGGGAGAUUUCCCCAUCCCAUACAUCUUCCUUCUUGCUUCCUUGGAAGCCCCUUCUUAACACCCCAGUGCUUCCCUGGGCUCUGCAGUCAGGCCCUGCUGCAAGAUGCUCUCCUGGAGCAACCCUGGAGAGCAGAAAGGCAGAGUGUGAGGAGCAACUCUCCCAGCCUCCAGCAAAGGGUCAGCCCUGCCUCAAGGUCCUUCCUGGUGAAGCCUGCGCUGAGCUUUUCCUGCCAAGGCCUUUACCUGACAAACAAGGCAGUGAAGGUGAACGGCCCAGAGUGUGCAUCUGGUUGCUCCUACUGGAAUUGGUGCAGUCAUCAUCGUCAUCAUCUUUAUUGAAAGCAGCUUUUUGUUGAAGUGGAGCUUGGAGGUGUGAUUAGAACAGUUUAUAAUUGUUAUUGUUUUUCCUUCCCUCUCCUCCCUCCCCCAUCCCACCAUUAAUUUAUGGCUGAGUUUCAUUCAGCCCAGAGGUGCAGUGCAGGUCUUAGUGAUGCAUUAUCUGUGGGCAUGGUACUAGAGAGUAGCCAAUUUGCAAGGAAAAGAAUAAAACUUGAACAGAAACAGCAACAAAAAAACCCCACAAACAUCUCCCCCCCCCAAAAAAAAAGAAGAGAAAUAAUUACAAGUCCAUGGAGUAUUUUGUGGUCUGCACAACACAGAUUAAUUUUACACAGAGGAAGAUGUUCCUAGGGAAAUGGACUUCUGCUGGCUCAUACGAUUUGUAUGAAGAAAUAAAAGCUCUAUUUUACCAA
Messenger RNA from Pogoniulus pusillus (Red-fronted tinkerbird), 4352 nucleotides. RefSeq names its product heparan sulfate glucosamine 3-O-sulfotransferase 3B1-like. The record is from RefSeq and is a predicted model, not a curated record. NCBI's taxonomy places the organism in Eukaryota, Metazoa, Chordata, Aves, Piciformes, Lybiidae. Bases 678 to 1748 code for a protein of 356 amino acids. Gene Ontology annotation, molecular function: [heparan sulfate]-glucosamine 3-sulfotransferase activity. The transcript has 4 exons.